AUGACCAUCCUAUUGUCCCAACCCCAUUUAACGAUUGAGAGGUGCACCACCCUCAAUCCAUCUACUUUGCUCCCCACCUCAGAGGAUGGCACACCUCACAACUGCUUAGAACAGAUUUCUGAGCGGAUGUUGCCAAGACCAGACUUGAAAGAUUGCCCUUUGCCACAGUCCGACCUCAUACUGUUUGUUGAUGGGUCCGCUAGCAAAAAUGCAUUUGGGAAAAAUCUGGUAGGGUAUUCCGUGGUAACAAGUGAUACAAUAUUGGUGGCCAAGGCACUCCCCUCCACAUGCUCAGCUCAAGCGGCAGCCCUGACAGAAGCCUGUAAGAUAGGAGAACAAAAGAGAAUUACAGUUCAUACCGAUAGUCAAUACGCCUUUUCCACCUGUCAUGUUUUUGCCCAGCAGUGGAAAAAUAGAGGCAUGGUCACUUCCACCGGUAAGCCCAUCUCACAUAAAGACCUUAUCAUACAGUUAUUGGAUGCUAUCCAACUACCAAAAGAAUUGGCCAUCUGCAAAUGUGCUGCACACACAAACCAGACUGAUCCAGUAUCAGUAGGAAAUGCCAAAGCCGAUGCAGCUGCAAAAGCAGCCGCACAACACAUUCAAGCUUUAGCCACAUCACCAGACACCACCUUUUUAGAUCAACGGUUACUCAAAGACAUGCAAGAUACUGUCAGCGAAGCAGAACGCCACAAAUGGGUUUCUAAAGGGGCCCAACUUAGACAGGGUAUAUAUUAUUGCCCCGCAGGAAAACCAAUCCUUCCCACUACACUGUUUCGCUAUGCUGCAAUUUUGAGUCAUGGGCAAAGCCAUGUCUCAACAGGAGGGAUGGUAACUAUUAUAAACAAAGUCUUUACAACAUAUGGAUUCUCAAACUACUCAAAAAAGUUUUGUUUGGCAUGCCAUAUCUGUAACAAAUAUAAUGCACAAGGCGCUCUGCGUCCCAAACAAGGGCAGUUUCCACCAGCAACAUACCCAUUUCAGACAAUCUGCAUGGAUUUUAUUGAACUCAAUAAGUGUGAGAACAAGAAAUACUGCCUUGUAAUUAUCGAUGCCUUUUCCAGAUGGGUGGAGGCUUUUCCAUUACACACGUCAGAUGCCCUCAGUGUGGCCAAGGCACUUACAAAAGAGAUUAUUCCACGAUUUGGGAUACCAGAACACAUCUAUAGUGAUAACGGUUCCCACUUCGUAAACCAGAUCAUCACCCAACUAACUAAACAUUUCUCUAUUUCACUAAAAAAUCAUUGUGCUUAUCAUCCACAAUCAGCGGGGUUAGUGGAAAGACACAAUGGCAUAUUGAAAAACAAGCUAAGGAAAUUAAUGGAAGAAACCAAAAUGACAUGGAUACAGUGCCUACCAUUAGCAUUAUUGGCCAUAAGAAUUACUCCCAGCCACAAAAGGUUAACCCCUUUCGAGGUAAUCUAUGGCAGACCAUACCGUAUACCUCAACUUAGCCAAUUCCAGACCAGUGAGGAGGAGGCAGAUCAGAGUUUAGCUGAGCAUAUGUGCAGAAUGUUAAAUAAACAAGAGCUUCUUACUCCAAAUUCUCUUCCAGAUACCGGAGAACCCAUCCCAAUAGAACUUGUGAAGCCUGGAAACUACGUGUGGGUAAAGGUAAUAAAAAAGAAGAAUUGGGCGACUCCACGGUGGGAAGGGCCUUAUCAGGUAUUAUUGUCCACCCCCACUGCUGUAAAAAUUGCAGAAAGGGUGUCCUGGGUACAUGCCAGCCAUUGUAAACUAGUAAAAGAACUAGGGCAAGUGACCAGGGAACCCAAAUAGUCCUUUGAAUACAGUCUGACUACAAAGGGGGUUCUCUCCACUAAGGAGGGGGUCGUCUCAACGUCAGUGAAGAACCAUGGGACUAUUUGGGAGCAGCAGCAGAAAUAGGGAAAGAGUAGAACAAUACGAUACCUGGACACCAUUCUCAAGGUGGGGUUGUGCAGGCAUGUUAGCACUAAUAAUGUUUUUUAUCUUAUUCCCUUGGCUUUUCUUCCCCUUAUAUCAUAAUGCUGCCAACCACAACACUACACCUGCUGGGGAGCAUCCCCCAUUCCCAAGAAAUAGGACUCCCCGGAGUAUAGGUACAACAGGCAGACAGGAUUGGGGACCACUUCCCAAGUAUUAUUCAUAUCCACCGUGGAGCAAACCUUUAGACAUUACCAUUAUCGAAGGAACCACUACCACAGUUGAAUUUGAUGCCUGUGACGUAAUUCGGUGUGAUUCCUUAGAGGCCGCUAGAUCCUUUUCCUGGGAAAAUAAGUAUAUGUGCAUUAUUGCACACCCCAACCCUGGACUAAAGCCCUGCCCAGAUUGGUCCACAAUCUGGUGGAGUACAGAUCCCCAAGGGUGGGAGAUAGCACCAUGGGUAGGAGACUUAAAGAAAUUCAUGCAGCAGCGGAUUUCCAUAAUAAAGAAAGCCCCAUCUGCUUACUGCACGAUCAAGUCAUGUAACCCACUGCUCCUAACCAUUAAAAAU
Xenopus laevis (African clawed frog) is the source of this 2476-nucleotide messenger RNA. RefSeq names its product protein NYNRIN-like. NCBI's taxonomy places the organism in Eukaryota, Metazoa, Chordata, Amphibia, Anura, Pipidae. The transcript has a single exon. The coding region runs from base 1 to 1779 and encodes 592 amino acids. The record is from RefSeq and is a predicted model, not a curated record.